AUGCAACUCAGCCUCCUGUGUGGCCUGGCUCUGUUAUCCUGGAUCACCUGGACUGCCUGUUGGAUGAUGAGGGUGUACAACUGCCUUGCAAUAAUGAUGUAUUGCCUGCAACACCUUCUAAACCUCAGAAAAGUCAGUUAUCUGCAGCAGUGGUUGCUGCACCAAUGGCAUCAUCUAGCCAUCCUGUUGGACAUGGAGGCCCCGCCUGAGCCAAGGGAUUGUAUCCUGUGUGGAGCAGAUGGCAUUUUCUGGUGCACUGAGGUGGAACAAUGGAAUGGAACAUUCUUUGAGGAAUCAUCCCUGCAGCUGGCUGGUUUGGUACUGCAUGUUGGGCAUGGUGGGAAGCACUGCCCAGCUGGUGGUUGUUCAAAUGAUGAAGUCACAACUGAGGAGGAAGAUGAUUGGGAGGAUGUGGAUCAAGAUGGUUGUCCACCAAAUCUGCAGGCCCCAAAGAACCAAAGCUGUCUAAUUGUCAUGCACACCAAUGGAAUACACUACUGCAAUGUGCAGUAUUGUAGAUGCCCUGGGGCAGAGGAUUCACACAUACAGCUGAUGCAGGCUGGGAUGUUUCCUGCUACCACAAAGGCCACAAGGACUGCAUUUACCUUCCAAGUACUCAAUGACUUUGUUUGGGACAAUGUGGAAUGUGGUACCUCAGCAAUGAAUUUCUACAGCAAACUUCACCACAUAACCUCCAAUGCCUUUCCUCAUCUGGUGCCAGCUAGGUACAGGGAACUGCUGAGAGUUGCUAGGAUGUGGUGGCUCCUGAAACUACUGAAAUGGCAGGGAUCCCACACAAGUGCAGAAGAUGCUGGCCCUGGGGAAUUAGUGUUAUUCUGUCUGGCAUGUCCUCAGCCUGGCAUCAACAUUCCUGAAGAUGAAACAGAUUAUUCCCAUUGGACACUGGCAAGAAGCUUGGUCAUGGAUAGGAAUUUAAAGGCAGAGCAUAUGCAUCCAAAGGAUGCUGGCAGCAAAGCCUGGUUGAUAGAUGGAAAGGGGUACAUGGUUGUAUCACAGCCAUACAAGGAAUAUUUGAGUGGCACUAAAAAUGUGGUUGAGAUCUCAGAUUGCAGCAAUCAUCAGGCAGUUAAUCAAGCAAAUGCCAACUGGCAGCAGCUCGCAUCUACAGGAAUAGGUGGAUGUGCCUGUGCAUGGCAUGGCUGUUUUGUGCCACAUGCAAUGGUCAACUUCCAGAAGGGUGAACAGCAGGUUAACAUGGACUAUGUGCUUGCACAUGCUGUCAGGCAUGGCACAGUCCCUGGCCAGCAAGUGAUACAUUUCUAUGAUAUUAACUGCCAGUAUAGCAAAGGUUUAGGACAAUGGCUACAUGCCAAUGCCUAUAUAUCCAUGCCAGAUGGCAUGCAGAUCUGCCCUGGCAUUGGGUUGUGGCAUGUGGAUGGGGAGAUCAUGGAAACCUUGUGGUCCUCCCUGAAUAUCACUUCCCCAUCUGCUAGAGGCAUGGCUACUCCCUAUCAGCAGGAGGCUACAGCAAUGAGACUCAAGCAGAAACUCAAGGUUGCUGAGGAAUCUUAUUUAGUUGUUGAAGGCAGGUUUGCUGAUUUGAAUGGUAAUGUCCCACCAGCAAUCAGCCAAUCAUGGGGGGAAGAAGCAGCAGCAGCAUUGGGAAACUGGCUGUCAAGGCCACAGGCCAUGGAUAUAUAUGAGGUCAGGCUGCAGAAAGGAUUUGCACUGAGUGGUAUUGAAGCUCCCUCUGCAAAGGCAAUCAAGAUAGAUUUACUGGCCAUCCCCCAGCCAGGGCAUUCACAGGGUAUGGUGACCUAG
This is a messenger RNA of Pisolithus orientalis, 1782 nucleotides long. RefSeq lists its product as uncharacterized. The transcript is spliced from 11 exons. The record is from RefSeq and is a predicted model, not a curated record. NCBI's taxonomy places the organism in Eukaryota, Fungi, Basidiomycota, Agaricomycetes, Boletales, Pisolithaceae. Bases 1 to 1782 code for a protein of 593 amino acids.